Naegleria gruberi is the source of this 1470-nucleotide messenger RNA. RefSeq lists its product as uncharacterized. The record is from RefSeq and is a predicted model, not a curated record. Bases 1 to 1470 code for a protein of 489 amino acids. Lineage: Eukaryota; Heterolobosea; Eutetramitea; Acrasida; Naegleriidae. The transcript is spliced from 2 exons.
AUGACCAACAAUAAGAACACCAACAACAAACAAAAGAAGACUACCAAAAAGAAGAAGGGAAUUUCAUUAGAUGACUUUUACAAAUCGGCCAGUGCAGAAAAAUUGCAAAAUAAUAGGAAAAUUAUUAAUCAUCAAUUUAUUCCAAUUGAGUUCCGAUCUGAUGAGGAGUAUAUUCUAAAAUGUGUGGCCAAGAAUUGGGCAAUUCUUCGCUAUGCAUCUGAUGAGUUGACUACUUCCAAGGAAUUUAUGAUGAAAUGUGUUAAAAUUUCUGGUCAAUCAUUUAGUUAUGCUUCUAGUCAACUGAGAAAUGACAAGGAAUUGGUUAUGGAAGUGAUUAAACAAGGAAGGGAGAACUUGUAUUAUAUUUCACAGGAAUUGAGAAGUGAUAGACAAGUCGUUUACGAAGCUGCUAUUCGAAACGAGAGUGCACUUUUUUAUGCCUCUACUGAGCUACGAAAUGAUAAAGAGUUUGUGAAAGAUCUUGUGAGAUUGAACGGUUUAAUACUUGAAUAUGCCUCUGAUGAGCUACGUAAUGAUAGAGAGGUGGUUAUUAAUGCCAUUUCACAGAAUGGACUAGCUCUAAAAUUUGCAUCCAAUCUGUUGAAGAGUCAGGAUGAUAUUGUUGAGCUAGCUUUCAGUCAAAACAAGUUGGCUUAUCAAUUUGCAUAUCCACCAAGAAAAGCAACAGAUUUUUUCACAAGUGAUGAAUUGAAAAAUGAUAGAAAUGUUGCAUUGCAAGUGGUUGCCCUGGAUGGUCUUUUACUUGGUCAAUUGAACGAUAAUUUUAGGAAUGAUAGAGAAAUUGUGUUGAAAGCUGUUGAAAAUAAUGGAAUGGCAUUGAAUUUUGCUUCUGAAGAUUUGAGAAAUGACAAGUCAAUCAUUCUGGAAGCUGUCAAAAUUAGACAGAAUGAAAUUGGCAGGAAACCAAUUGCUGCGUAUGAGGUUGAUCAAGCUAAACCUUUUGAAUUAGUUUCAGAUGAGUUAAAGAGUGAUAAGCACUUUAUUUUACAAGUCAUUCAAAACAAUCCUCACACAUUUAAAUAUGUCUCCAAUGAAUUGAAAUGUGACACUGAAUUCAUUUUACAAGCUUUCAAGCAACAUUCUUACAAAAUCAUGCACUAUAUUUCCAAAGAUCUUCGUCAAGAAAGUACAUUCCAAUUGAAACUCAUUCGUGAUACUCUUGAAGCAUUAGGAUACAUACCUGAAGGAAUCACCAAUAAGGAAGUAGUUUUAAAAGCCAUUGAAAAAGAUGGAAGAGCUUUGAAAUGGGCUUCUUAUGAGUGGCAGAAUGAUAAGCAAGUGGUACUAAUGGCCAUCAGAAGAAAUGGCUAUGCUAUCAAAUAUGCUAGUGAAAUAUUACAAAAAGAACGUGAUUUGAUUUUGGAAGCUGUAAAGCAGAAUGGAUAUUGCAGAGAAUUUUCAACGGAAUUACUAGAUGAAAGAAUGAAAUAUUGCUAUCCAGAUUUGUAG